AUGCAGACUGACGCUGCUACGACGCUGGAGACCGUGACGCUGAACGGCUCCACGACCGGCCUGCCAGCUCUGGGGUUCAAUAUCGCACGCCACAAUAUCGGUGGCUCUGCGAACAACGUUGUCGACGAUAGCGGAACCGAGGUGCCGAUGAAGACGUCGGACAAAAUGCCAGGGUUCAAGUUCAUGGAGGCGUUUUGGCUGGAUUGGAUGAGCAAGGACCCAACCAGCACGAGCUGGAACCGGGACACGCAAAAGGAUGUUUUGGUGAAGCUGCGUUCGCAGCUGGACACUCUUGGACUGAAAGAUGUGACCAUUUCAUCAUCGGACGAAAACUCGCCCUCAUUGGCACUUUCGGCGCUCGCCUCCAUGUCGUCGGAUACGGACGUGAUGGCAGCGAUCGGAAAGGUGAACACGCACGGCAAUGACGGUCAAAGCCUGUAUCGCGGAACUGACCGAGAGCCCUUGAAAAAAACUGGUGACCCAGUCAAACAAAAAACUCUGGGAUUCGGAGUAUGGAUCGCUCUUGACAUCAACCAGAUGGGUGUAUCGGCUUUCGUUUACUGGCAGACACUCGACAGUGGCGCUUGGGGCCUCGUUGAAUCCAACCCAGGCGAUAACUGGAUCGGCACGCCCAACUCCAAGUACUACGUGCUAGCGCAGUACUCGCGCCACAUUCGGCCAGGCAUGACCAUCUUGUCAACGGAUAACACCAACACCGUCAUGGCGUUUGACUCGACUUCAAAAGUGUUGGUCACCUGUGACCUUUCGAGCUUCAAGGCGGUGGCGGGCCCGAUCACUGCUUGGACGACAGAGACAAGUGGCACUGGCGUGCUGUACGAGUCUUCGAAGGUCGACUUGUCGGGCACGUCGUUCAGCGCGUCCAUCCCGGCAGCGUCGGUGAUGACGUUCGAGGCCCAGGGUGUUGCCGUUUGA
Phytophthora sojae is the source of this 933-nucleotide messenger RNA. RefSeq lists its product as hypothetical. Gene Ontology annotation, molecular function: hydrolase activity, hydrolyzing O-glycosyl compounds. The record is from RefSeq and is a predicted model, not a curated record. NCBI's taxonomy places the organism in Eukaryota, Oomycota, Peronosporomycetes, Peronosporales, Peronosporaceae. Bases 1 to 933 code for a protein of 310 amino acids. The transcript is spliced from 3 exons.